AUGCUUAUUAGGUCGGCGUGCGACUACUGGUCGCUGGGCGUGGUGGCGUUCGAACUGGUCACACUGAAGCGGCCGUUCUCCACCGGGGAGGAAGACUCCAUUGCUGAAAUUCUUGCCAAUAUACAAAAAUACGAGCGCGAACCAGACGCAGAGCCGCCGUUCGAGCCGGCCCCGAAUGGGCCGUCGGACGCCUGGCGCUCGCUAGUGGCGGGACUGCUUCGCGUGGCGCCGGCGCGCCGCUACAACUACCUCGACACGCUGCAGCACGCCGCGCUCGCGCACGCGCACCUGCUCUCCAUCCGCGACCAGGUGCGUCGUUGUCUAUGCUCGCCCGAGCGGGUCGUCCGCCGCCUGGCGCUACAACUACCUCGACACGCUGCAGCACGCCGCGCUCGCGCACGCGCACCUGCUCUCCAUCCGCGACCAGGUGCGUCGUUGUCUAUGCUCGCCCGAGCGGGUCGUCCGCCGCCUGGCGCUACAACUACCUCGACACGCUGCAGCACGCCGCGCUCGCGCACGCGCACCUGCUCUCCAUCCGCGACCAGGUGCGUCGUUGUCUAUGCUCGCCCGAGCGGGUCGUCCGCCGCCUGGCGCUACAACUACCUCGACACGCUGCAGCACGCCGCGCUCGCGCACGCGCACCUGCUCUCCAUCCGCGACCAGGUGCGUCGUUGUCUAUGCUCGCCCGAGCGGGUCGUCCGCCGCCUGGCGCUACAACUACCUCGACACGCUGCAGCACGCCGCGCUCGCGCACGCGCACCUGCACUCCAUCCGCGACCAGGUGCGUCGUUGUCUAUGCUCGCCCGAGCGGGUCGUCCGCCGCCUGGCGCUACAACUACCUCGACACGCUGCAGCACGCCGCGCUCGCGCACGCGCACCUGCACUCCAUUCGCGACCAGGUGCGUCCUUGUCUAUGCUCGCCCGAGCGGGUCGUCCGCCGCCUGGCGCUACAACUACCUCGACACGCUGCAGCACGCCGCGCUCGCGCACGCGCACCUGCACUCCAUCCGCGACCAGGUGCGUCCUUGUCUAUGCUCGCCCGAGCGGGUCGUCCGCCGCCUGGCGCUACAACUACCUCGACACGCUGCAGCACGCCGCGCUCGCGCACGCGCACCUGCACUCCAUCCGCGACCAGGUGCGUCGUUGUCUAUGCUCGCCCGAGCGGGUCGUCCGCCGCCUGGCGCUACAACUACCUCGACACGCUGCAGCACGCCGCGCUCGCGCACGCGCACCUGCACUCCAUCCGCGACCAGGUGCGUCGUUGUCUAUGCUCGCCCGAGCGGGUCGUCCGCCGCCUGGCGCUACAACUACCUCGACACGCUGCAGCACGCCGCGCUCGCGCACGCGCACCUGCACUCCAUCCGCGACCAGGUGCGUCGUUGUCUAUGCUCGCCCGAGCGGGUCGUCCGCCGCCUGGCGCUACAACUACCUCGACACGCUGCAGCACGCCGCGCUCGCGCACGCGCACCUGCACUCCAUCCGCGACCAGGUGCGUCGUUGUCUAUGCUCGCCCGAGCGGGUCGUCCGCCGCCUGGCGCUACAACUACCUCGACACGCUGCAGCACGCCGCGCUCGCGCACGCGCACCUGCACUCCAUCCGCGACCAGGUGCGUCCUUGUCUAUGCUCGCCCGAGCGGGUCGUCCGCCGCCUGGCGCUACAACUACCUCGACACGCUGCAGCACGCCGCGCUCGCGCACGCGCACCUGCACUCCAUCCGCGACCAGGUGCGUCCUUGUCUAUGCUCGCCCGAGCGGGUCGUCCGCCGCCUGGCGCUACAACUACCUCGACACGCUGCAGCACGCCGCGCUCGCGCACGCGCACCUGCACUCCAUCCGCGACCAGGUGCGUCCUUGUCUAUGCUCGCCCGAGCGGGUCGUCCGCCGCCUGGCGCUACAACUACCUCGACACGCUGCAGCACGCCGCGCUCGCGCACGCGCACCUGCACUCCAUCCGCGACCAGGUGCGUCGUUGUCUAUGCUCGCCCGAGCGGGUCGUCCGCCGCCUGGCGCUACAACUACCUCGACACGCUGCAGCACGCCGCGCUCGCGCACGCGCACCUGCACUCCAUCCGCGACCAGGUGCGUCGUUGUCUAUGCUCGCCCGACACGCCGCGCUCGCGCACGCGCACCUGCACUCCAUCCGCGACCAGGUGCGUCGUUGUCUAUGCUCGCCCGAGCGGGUCGUCCGCCGCCUGGCGCUACAACUACCUCGACACGCUGCAGCACGCCGCGCUCGCGCACGCGCACCUGCACUCCAUCCGCGACCAGGCGCCGCCGUGGGUGCCUACGCUGCGGGGCGCGGAGGACGCGGCGUACUUCCGCGCGGAGCCGCGGGACGCGCGCCCGCCCUCCGCCGCGCCCUUCCGUUCCCGCCCACCCUUCGCCGGGCAGCUGCCGUUCAUUGGUUAUUCAUAUGUAGCACCAGAAGAAAAUGAAGAUAGUCACAGUGGAGGUUUCAACGCUUCACACGACUGUACUGCUAUAGAUUUGGCUACGUUCAAAUCAGCAGAAAAACUAGCAGCGAUGCGUGGGAGAGAGAUAGCAUCACUUCAAAACAAACUGGCGGCGGCGGAGGCGGCGGCGGGCGCGGCGGCCGAGCGGACGCGCCGCGACGCCGACGCCGAGGCCGAGCGGACGCGCGCCCGGCUACAGGCAGAGAUCACGGCGCUCAGCUUACAGAACACCCGCCUCGAACGCCAAAUCGAAGUCGAAAAGGAAGAACGCAUGGCUCUCCAGCGGACAAACCAGGAGCUUUCCUCUGGCCUGGCCGAGCGCUCGGCGGCCGAAUUAGCGGCGGCGCGGGCCAACGCGGCCUCGCUGCAGGCCGAGCGGGACAGCCUGAGGGACUGCACGCGGAGGCUGGAGACUCGUGUGGCUGAGUUACAGGCAGAGUGCGCCCGCGCCGCUUCGGCGGCUGAUGAAGCUAGGGUCCAGCAUAUGCAUUAUAAGGAAAUAUUAGAACACGUGCACGAGUUGCGACACCGAAGACUCACAGAAAUCAAUGUUCGGGCGAUUGACUCGGUAGCUAAAGAACGCGCGUUACGUCGUCAAACUCUUACCGGAGGGGAAGUCGAAAGCCGCGAGAUGGCGGCUCGCUUAGCAGCGGCUGAGGCGGCCACGGCCCGAGAAGUGAGAGCGCGCGAACAAGCCGCGAACCGCUUAGCCGACUUAGAAGAUGAAUACGGAACGCUACAGGCCGAGCAGUGCGCGCUGCAAGCCGAGUUGGACGACGCGAGGACGGAGCUCGCUGCUGUUAAGAUGGCGGCUUGCUUGGCAGCGGCCGAGGCGGCUACGGCACGGGAAGUGCGCGCCCGUGAACAAGCCGCGAACCGCCGUGCAGACUUAGAAGAUGAAUACGGAACGCUACAGGCCGAGCAGUGCGCGCUGCAAGCCGAGUUGGACGACGCGAGGACUGAGCUUGCUGCUGUUAAGAUGGCGGCUCGCUUAGCAGCGGCUGAGGCGGCCACGGCCCGAGAAGUGAGAGCGCGCGAACAAGCCGCGAACCGCUUAGCCGACUUAGAAGAUGAAUACGGAACGCUACAGGCCGAGCAGUGCGCGCUGCAAGCCGAGUUGGACGACGCGAGGACGGAGCUCGCUGCUGUUAAGAUGGCGGCUUGCUUGGCAGCGGCCGAGGCGGCUACGGCACGGGAAGUGCGCGCCCGUGAACAAGCCGCGAACCGCCGUGCAGACUUAGAAGAUGAAUACGGAACGCUACAGGCCGAGCAGUGCGCGCUGCAAGCCGAGUUGGACGACGCGAGGACUGAGCUUGCUGCUGUUAAGAUGGCGGCUCGCUUACCAGCGGCUGAGGCGGCUACGGCCCGAGAAGUGAGAGCGCGCGAACAAGCCGCGAACCGCUUAGCCGAUCUGGAGGAUGAAUACGGAACACUACAAGCUGAACAAUGUGCACUGCAGGCUGAAUUAGAUGAUGCGAGGACGGAACUCGCUGCUGUUAAGAUGGCGGCUCGCUUGGCAGCGGCUGAGGCGGCUACGGCCCGAGAAGUGAGAGCGCGCGAACAAGCCGCGAACCGCUUAGCCGACUUAGAAGAUGAAUACGGAACGCUACAGGCCGAGCAGUGCGCGCUGCAGGCCGAGUUGGACGACGCGAGAACUGAGCUCGCUGCUGUUAAGGAAUCUAUGAAAGACAAACAACACUCAGUGGACUCGUCUGCAAACUACCUGAAGGAAGCUCAGCAACAGUUGGCGCAGGAACGCGUGCGCAGCUCGUCUCUGCAGGCACAAGUCAAGGAGUUAGAGCGAGGGCUACAAGAAGCAGCACGCCGGGAGGCAUCUUUAGAAGAGCAGUGCUCGCGCACCGAAGCGCGUCUCAACGAGCGGUUGGACGCGGCCGAGACACGCGUGGCCGCCGCCGUUGGCGACGAGGCCCGUCACCGGGAGAAGGUGAACACCCUAGAGCAGCUAGUCCGGCAGCUCGAGCGCGAAGUGAGCGCAUUAGAAUCUCGCGGCUGCGCGCAGUGCGCGGCGCGCGCCGACAAGCAUGAAGAAGCCGCCAGCGAUACUGAGAGCGUCACCGACGCUGCCCAUGCUCAGCUGGCGCUUCUGAAGGAGCAGCUGGAGCGGGCUGAGAACCAGCUGCAGGCUCGCGCCGAAGAAAUGGCCAAUCUACGUCAAGAAGCCAGAACCGCUAAUCUUGCAAGGUGGCGAAAGGAACGAGAAUACAACGACCUGUCAGUAGAAGCGAAGUCUGCCGCGCGCGAUCUCAAACGCCUCGAAGAACGAUUGUCCCACGCUACGGAAGCGCGCAGGACGGCUGAGCAGAAAGCCAGCAGUUUACAGAACGAACUGGCGACUCUGAAGCCGCAAUACGAACAAGCUAGCAAGGAGGCUGAGAGGACCAAGGAACAGCUGGAGAAACUGAGGAAGGCUCAUGAAACUGCGGUCGCGGAAGUUGACAGAUCGCGCAACGACAUUCGCAAGCUGAAGAGCGAACUCCAAUACAGCGAGAAGCGGCGCCUGCACGCCGAGGAAGAAGAGGAACUGUCAAGUCGCGAGCGCGCGCAACUCCGCGACGAACUCAACCAGUUGCGCGCGCAGACCAAUGACGUCAUGCAGAACAACAAAGCUCUCCAAGAAGCAUGCAGUCUACUCGAAGAGCAGUUGACAGACUUGGAGAAAUUGGCUGAUAUUCAUGAAAUAAAGAACAAAGAUCUUGAAAACGAAACCCAGCGCCUUCGUUCAGAGCUGGAGGCGUGUCGCUCGCGCCUGCAAGAGGCGGAGCAACUGGCAACCGAGCGCGGUACCGCCGCGUCUCUCGCGGCGCAGAGCGGCGGCGAGGCGCGCGACCAGGCCCGCCACGCGCACUGCCAGCUGCAGCUGCUGCGGGAGCGUCUAGAGAGCCGUGAAGGGCGCGUGGCCGAGCUGGAAUCCCGCGUGGCAGCACUAGAGGGCGAGCGCUCAGCUACCGACGCGGCGUUGAGUAGCGCGCUGCGGCGCGUGCGCGACCUGCAGGAGGAGAGCAGCGCGCUGCGCACGCGCGCGCACGACCACCACGCGCACGCGCUGCAGCUGCAGGCGCAGCUGGCCGACGCGCAGGAGGAGUUGUCGGCGGCGCGCGAGGCGGCGGAGGCGGCGGCGGCGUGGUGGCGCACGCGCGAGACCAAGGCCGACGCCACGCUGCGCCAGCAGGCCAAGCUCAUCGACUUCCUGCAGGCAAAAGUAGAAGAGGCCGGUCGGAAAAAAUGUUCGUUGAGCAACAAACUCUUCGGACGGUCCGGGCGGAGAUCUGCCGCGUCACCGCCGCUUCGCCGGGCUAACAGAUAUCCUCCAACUCCUAGAAGAGAGAAACCAAAAUCUGCAGUAAAUGGAAGGAAAAGCAUAGAUACGCCAGACGGACCUCAAGAUAAUAAUACCGUUCAAGUCGUUUGGUCGGACGGGGUUCGGGAGCGGGCACGUGCACGAGUAUCGGGCGCGGCGCUUGUACUGGCCAGCGGCGAGCAACAACUGCGGGCCAAACUACUCGCGCCAGACGCCGGCGACCUGCCGCAGAACGAGGCCAACCGAGCUUUUAUUGUAAAAAUGGAAAGUCCAGCCCGUUGCGAGCGCGCAGCCAUAGUGUGUGGCAGCUUAGAAGACCGACGAGCGUGGUUAUCUCGCCUGCAGCCCGCGCCCGCGCCGCCCGGCUACCACCCGUCCUCGCUGUGUUUGUUGGAUACCGAACCCGCUGCUGCGCUGCACGUCGCCGCCAAUGCUGUGGCAAUAGGUUGCAUCGACGGUUUGCAUUCUCUUCGUGGUCCAAUCCGCUUGGAAUUUGAAUCCGACGUGUCCCCACCUCGCCUGUCAUCUCAGCCCUCAAUACAGAGUAUGGCAGCAGCUAACGGGCGCGCAUUACUCGUGUAUAACGGCGCGCUAGUACACGCGGGAUUGUUAGCGUUGGGCUCGUCGCUACGCCGCUCCAGCAACCUCAAGCCCACUGUGGAAGUCAGCAAAGUGCGCCUCCCGGAUACCACACCGCCUCAUUUAGUCAAGGCAAUAUCGAGUGACAUAAUGGAAGGCCCGUGCGCAGUGGUGGCUUGUGGCCGAAGAGUGUUCCUCCUUCGCUUCGAUGCAUCCACUACUGAGUUCAGGAUCGCGCGAUCCCUUACCGUGGACCGCGCGCCGUCGUCGCUCCUGCUCACAUCGCGCGCUCUCUACAUCGCCGGUGAGAAACCACUAAAGGUACUUCUACCCUCCGGCGCCCUCGAAGCCUUCGGAAUGGAAGAACCCAUCAUCGCGGCGGCAGCUAGGAAACACUCGCCCCCCAAAGCGAUUCUCUUAGUCCGCGAUAAGCCGACCGAAAUCCUCCUCUGCUACGCGGAAUGCGGCGUGUUCGUCGACGAAAACGGGCGGCGCACGCGCAGUGAAGACCCAAAAUGGAGUUCCGCGGCGCGCGCCUGGGAAUACGUGCACCCGUUCUUGUACGUGGCAGGCGACGACCGCGUCACCGUGCUCUACGUCACCGACGACGUGUUCCGCGCGCCGCCCUGCACCUGCGACACCGCCUCGCUCGCCUCCACCGCCUCCGAGUGCUACAUGCCUGAAAUAUUCAAUCUGAAGGUCAACGAACCCGUGCUGCUCGGGACCGCGCCCAACGGAGUCAUAAUCCGAACGAAGGACGACGAAGGACAUCGCGUAUCGAUCGUGGAGGGAAUGGCCGCUUUCAAGAGUGUCGGCGCGUCGGUGGAGUCUCUCGAAACGAUCUCCGACUCGAAAGGGUCGUCGACCGACUUGGCUCAGUCGAUAACGGACCUGACGACCCCGCAGGAUGUCUCGCAGGAGAGCGUGGAGGUCACGUCGGGGUUCCUGGCCGAUAUCCGAAAACGUGCCCGGCAGCUUCGAAACAAACACCGCAAGGAGCGGACGCCCGAUGACGUCAUAAAAGAAAUUCUCACCACCGAGGUGGGUCUGAAGCGUUCUUACACGAGCGGGAGAAAGUCCCCCGCGACCGUUUCGGAAUUCGACUCGGACUCCACUGAGAGCGAGGAGAAAACGGAGUCGCCCAAAGGAACCGCCGAUCUGUGUGCGGAGAUGUUCACGAGGCAAGUUCGAUUUCAGUAAUUCAAUACCGCCCUUUUGUAGUAAUUGAAAGCCCUUUUAAGCCUAGACUCAGACCACCGAUUUUUUGUUGGCCGAUAGUUUAGUCGGGCAAUUAAUCAGUAGGAGCAUUGAGCAUGUAUGGAAGUGCGCACAUUACACCGAUUGAUUCUUCAUACAAAUUAGAAUCGGACCCGACUAUCGGGCGACUAAAAAUCAAUGGUCUGCGCCUUGCUAAAACUUACCGAAAUAUUUUUAGUCAGCAUUAACCAUAAUAGUCAUAAUACCUACCCAUAAGUGAUAUACAUAAUAUUUUUCUUAGUUCAAACUCAUAACCAUUAUAGCUUAGUAAUAUUUGAGAGUAGAAACUUACCCAGACUUAGCCAUUUUUGUAUUGGAUCUCUAAAGCUGAUAAUUUUAUGCUCAAUAAUUAAAAUUGAAAGUCCGAUUGCCAGUAACUUUCGUUUUAAGUACUUAUAAAGUUAUUUUAGGUAAAACUAGUUUCAUUGUGUAAUUGAUGUAAGGUAAUUUUAUUUAUAAGUAUUUAUUGUUUGGGAUUUAACUUUUAGUGAUUAAUUUCGAGGACGAGAAUUGUUGUCUGCUUGGACAUACCAACAAAGUAUAGGGAUGAGUUUUCACUUCUCAAUGCCUGUCUUCCCGUAGGCGCAAAAACGCCAAGGCCGUUUGUAGACAUCCGUUUUUUCACCGGACGAAGGACGUCAAAAAACGGAUAUCCUUUGUUUGCUGUCAAUCUUCUCGCCGGACCUAUGUCCGAUGCAUGUGCACACGUUACGUUCAUAAACCAUACACCACCGCUAAAUUAGGCGAAAAAAUCGGGCCGUAGUCCGGUCAAAAAACGGAUGUUUACAAGCAGCCCAAGGUUUUUAGUUCAACAUUAAUAUGGUUUUUCAUAUAUCUUAUAUGAUCCACUUUAACACACUCAAUAGACCAAUACAAUUUUAGACUUUUUUGUACAUGGAAAAAUGUUAUUACAUAAAACAAUUUAUUACUACUUUAUAAAGGUAGGUAGGUACCUAAAUGUAUCCUAUUUAGGAACUUGACCGAAUUGAAAAUUAAUUGUUUCAAAGGUAUUAUUAUUGAUGUAUUAGUUAAUAUUUCUUAUACUGUGAUUUGCUAUUAAUUUUAACUGGUGUUAAGAUUUAGUUUUAACUUUUUAUUUGUAUAACUUUUAAGUCUAGAGAGGUAAAUACAAAACGUAUGGCUCUCUGUUUGCUAAGUCGUUUGAAUGUAUGGUAGUCCAGUCAAUAAAGCAUUAUAGAUGGAAAACUGUAGAACACAAUUUCUGACUUCAGGACUUUAUUUAGACUAGUUAGGAGGUGAACAUAGCAAAAGUCCCCGCCCUUAGCCCUUGAGCCGGCGGGGAGAGGGGGGUUUAAAGGUGCCACUUUUCGGUUUUUCGCUUAAUCCUCGGAAACUAUGCGUCCUAGUGACAUGACUACUUUGAACCAAAAAAAGCAUAUUCAAUCUGCUACAGAUGAGAUAGACAAGUUUUUCUAUAAAUUGUAUAGUUUUCGUAGCAUCUGCUCUAGAAAGUCUGUAAUAUUGGAAAUUUUAUUUUUGUCUUACAUGUUCCCAUCAGGAGAAAAUCGACUAAAUCAACAUUGAGCAAUCAUUCUAGACAUGCGGGAGCAUGUUAAGCCUAGUUCCAGCGAGGGGACUACACCGUGCGUAUAUUUAGACGAAUCACUUUGAGCCACUUUUGAGUCCUCAUCACUCAAAAACUACUGUGCAUUAACACUUUAAAUUUGGCUCAUGUGUUGAGACUUACAAGAUAUACAUCAGUUUCAAAUUUCAUAAAUCUGCCUCAAACGGUUCUCUAGAUAUUGACGUCCAAAAAUCUACAUGUCUGACCUAUAGACCAAAUUCUAACCACUUCCAGAUGACCUCGAAGGUUCAAAUUUGGCAUCCAGAAAGGUAGUUAUGUAAAUACAAAGGAACAAAUAAAAAACCAGUAAAUUUUAACAUUUCACAUGUGAUAGAUAGAUAGUAGUGCUCUAAAUAUCGAUUUUUGAACGUCAAUACCUAAAUAACCGUUUGAGGUAUAUUUAUGAAAUUUGAAGCUGAUGUACAUCUUGCAAGUCUCAAUACAUGAGCCAAAUUUGAAGUGUUAAUGCACAGUAAUUUUUGAAUGAUGAGGAGUCAAAAGUGGCUCUAAUUGGUUCGUCUAAAUAUACGCACGGUGCAGUCCCCUCCAUGGAACUAGGCUUAACAUGCUCCCGCAUGUCUAUAGUGUUUGCUCAAUGUUGAUUUAGUCGAUUUUCUCCUGAAAGGAACAUGUAAGACAACAAUAAAAUUUCCAAUUUUACAGACCUUCUAGAGCAGAUGCCGCAAAAACUAUACAAGAUAUAGAAAAACUUGACUGUCUCACCUGUAGCAAAUUGAAUAAGCUUUUUUUGGUUCAUAGUAGUCAUGUCUCUAGGACGCAUAGUUUCCGAGGAUUAAGCGAAAAACCGAAAAGUGGUACCUUUAAACCCCCCUCUCCCCGCCGGCUCAAGGGCUAAGGGCGGGGACUUUUGCUAUGUUCACCACCUAACUAGGCUAAAUAAAGUCCCGAGGUCAGAAAUUGUGUUCCAUGGAUUUCUCUCUACACCGUCGUUAAGGCAUUCAUUGACUGGACUAUGGGUUUAAUAUAAGCAAUGUUUGUUAUGUAUGUAUGACAUGUUAUAAAUAUAUAUUUUUACACAUA
Ostrinia nubilalis (European corn borer) is the source of this 10234-nucleotide messenger RNA. Its product is annotated as citron rho-interacting kinase-like. Gene Ontology annotation, molecular function: ATP binding; protein serine/threonine kinase activity. The transcript is spliced from 32 exons. Bases 1 to 7551 code for a protein of 2516 amino acids. NCBI's taxonomy places the organism in Eukaryota, Metazoa, Arthropoda, Insecta, Lepidoptera, Crambidae. Gene Ontology annotation, biological process: actomyosin structure organization; peptidyl-threonine phosphorylation. Gene Ontology annotation, cellular component: cytoskeleton; cytoplasm. The record is from RefSeq and is a predicted model, not a curated record.